This is a messenger RNA of Aphanomyces astaci, 4233 nucleotides long. RefSeq lists its product as hypothetical. The record is from RefSeq and is a predicted model, not a curated record. Gene Ontology annotation, cellular component: plasma membrane. NCBI's taxonomy places the organism in Eukaryota, Oomycota, Saprolegniomycetes, Saprolegniales, Verrucalvaceae. The transcript has 2 exons. Bases 101 to 4120 code for a protein of 1339 amino acids.
CACCGAGCUAAUUUCAUCUGGAAAUCCAAGGGCCAUCUCAACGUAACGCAGCUACACACACACACUACACACACCAUCAUCUGACGACGACAUACCCUCCAUGAUGCAGAGAGAUGCUGUGCGGACGAGUCUUCAUCAGAGCAAGGUAUUCGACGAGCAAUGCGAUGUGACUGGUCAGCUUCGUUGUGCCGCGUUGGUGUUGAGCGUGACUGCGUUCUUUCUGUUCCUGUACAUCGACAUACGUCCCCAAGAGUCCAUCACGGUGCUGGCACUGGGAACGCUCAUGCUGGCAUGGACAGGACCUCUCACUGUACUGGCAGGGACGUACAUGAAGAACAACCGAUUCAAAGUGUGGCAGCCCUUUGAGGGCGGGUUUCACUUCGUGUCGAUGCAAGCCGUGGGGUGGUGCUUGACGGGGUUGCUCCUAGCCGUGUGUCUGGUCUACCUCGUCAACUUCCACACCCUCACGAGGUUCGAAGGCCAGUUCCUCUUCAUCGGGAUCGUCGGCUUCAUCGCGCAAAUGGUGCUCAACGUGAGCCUCGACACGUUUGUCGCCGAUACCCCCGUGCCCCAUGUCCAUCCCACCAGCACGACCAAGUCCGUCGUCGCCAUCCUUCUCAGUGUCUCGGGCUGCCUUUUCUUCGUCGCGUUCGACUGGAUCCUGCCGUCCUCGGUCUUGCUCGUUCUGGGAGCAGUCAUCUUUAGCGUCUCGUCCGUCGUGUUGCACGUCGGCAUCGGGUGGUGCGACCUGCCCACGUUUGCGCUGUGGCAGCCGUUUGUCGGCGGCAACGUGUUUAUGCUCCUGCAAUACCUCGGGUGGAAGUUCUUUGCGUGUACCCUUGUGAGCACCGCGCUGCUGUCGAGCUCCACAUCCGAGUCAUAUGCAGGCACGGCGUCGUGCAUGGGGGUCCUUGGGCUCAUCUCGCAGCUGCUUCUCCUCACCUCGUUGUCGUUCUUUCAGCCAAUUGCUUCCCAAGUCGAGCCACGUCACACCCACCGCCUCCCGGCCGAAUGCGCCGUCUGCGGCAUCGUCCUCGUGAUGACCGGCCUCAUCACGCUCGCCCUUUGCCACGACCUGCUGCCGCCCGUGCUGUGUCCUUCCAAGAUACGACUACUGGGGCUGCUCUGCUUGCUUGUCCUUGGCGCAGUGACCCCCCUCACCCACGUCGGCGGCGCCAGGGCGAUCCCCCGCUAUCAGUUAUGGCAGCCCUUCCGCGGGGACUCCAAGUUUGUGUUCAUCCAGUCGGUGGGAUGGACCUGGUACGGCAUCUUUGUCGGCGUCGCACUCCUCAUGCACCUCAAUAACACUCAGUUUCUCGUGCAGUUGCUGCCGCUAGCAUGGCUCUUGGGCGCCGCUUCCUGUGCUACAAUUGUGCUGUCGCUGUUGUUUUUCCGCAUGGAUGAGGAUUCUAAACACAGCGCCACCAUGGCCACACGUGGCGUCCCGCAGCUUCUACCGGCCCUCUUCACAAUGCACCUGCCGCCCCCCGAACGCCUACUCGGCCACGUCCUCUCGACGUCGACGGUCGUCCUCCACGUCGUCGUGGAAGGAUGCCAAGUCGGCGGCACCGCCGCGGCGCUGUGUGUAGCGCUGGGGCUGCUGCUGUCUAUGCUCGCGAUGGCCUCGACGCACGCGUCCGGACGCUUCCAGUCGCCGUCGUAUCGCAUGUGGCAGCCCUUCCUUGGCGGCGAUGCGUUCGUCCUCCGCCAAGCCAUGGCGUGGACCUUCUUUGCCUUGUUUACCCUCUUUGACUGCCUUUGCAUCGUCGCAUGUAUCCGCCACGACGACGUUGUCCGGGGGCUGGUUCUCGCCGUGGGCGUGGCGGCGGUGGUGCCGCAUCGGGUCUUGGCGUCGUCCGUCCCCCUCUUUCAACCCCCCUCGUCGUCGUCCCCUCUUCCGUCCGCGACUCCCCUCAUGGACCUUCGAAGCAGCCGCCUACCCAUCCUCGCCAACCUCGUCCUCGUUGUCGGGUCCCUUGUCCUGUUUGCCAUGGCCGAGUGGUGUCGGCUGCACUGGCGGUCGUUCAGCCAUCUGUUUUUCAUGUUUGGCACCGUGGCCGCCGCCGCCGGCCUCGCGUGCACGCAUUGCGUGUGCGGACCGUACAUGCAUUCCAACUACCGCCUCGUCCAGCCGUUUCGCGGCGGACUUCGCUUUGUCGUGCUGCAAAGCGCGGCGUGGGCACUGGGCGCGUUGGCGUGGGUGGCAUCCUGCACGACGUUAUACGGCGGCCUGGCGCACUUUGUAUUGAUCGACGGACUCUUGGUCGCGAUUGGCACCAUGUUUACCGUGGCGCAUGGUCUGCUACUUGUGGCUCUGCUGUGCUUUGACAACGCCGAGGCCCCCGACCACCCCCGGCACUCCAAGCCGAACCUCGUGCUCGGCCUAAUCCUGGGCGUCGUGGCGUGCUGCGCGUUCGCCCUCGUGGACAUGGUUCUCCUCCGUUCGUCUUCCCCGGCGUCCAUCCCGGCCUUCCCCACGACUGCCUGUGCGAUUCUGGCGCUCGUGGCAUCCAUCCGCCCCGUCUACUGCCUCCAAGGGCGGGUCGUGUACCGUGUCGUGGGGUGCACGCUCUGGUCGGCCACGAUCGUCCUCGGCAGCAUCUUCACAUACUCUUUGUAUGACGACGAUACAGCCCCCGUAUUCCCAAAUUCUACUUCGUCGCAUCCGUUGUAUGGCGUCUUGACGGGCAGCCUCGGGUUGGUCACGCACGUGGUGCUCUUGCACUCGACGGCAGACAAGGCGACCGUACUCCCCCGUGUCCAUCUGGGGGGGUAUGUGUACCCGGUGGUUGGGAUCGUUGGUGUCGUGGCGAGUAUAAUCGUCACCCCCGACGGGCUCGUGCACGCGAUGGCGUCGGCCGUGCGGAAUCCGAUGCCGCCACUCGUGUGCGUCGUGUGCGUCGUGUGCUUUAGUGUGGUCGUGGGGGGCAUCGCGCGCCUGCUCCAGCCGACGGCGGUCGUACCCCCCCAACCGCUGGCGUUUCCCGUCGACAUCGUCCGCCACAUCGCGACGUUCGUGGCGCCGUCCGACUUGGCGGCGUUGGCCGCGUGCUCCAAGCACCACCAAGCCCUCGUCGCCCCGUCGAUCUGGCACGCCAAGUUCGCCUCGUUCGUGCAAUCGCCUGCCGCCAAAAUGCCGCGCACGAUACCCGUGGUGGGGGUGUCCUCGCUGUUUGCCGACUCGCCGCUCGCCGCCGUCGAGCGGUUCGUGCUGGCGACGGUGUUUCCCAGCUCCCACAGACACAAGCGCGCCCCGUGUCGGCCAUUUCCGCCACCGACAAACGGCCUGCAAUGGAAGCACAUUGCGGCGGUGGUGGGUCGAGGUGGAGCGCUGUACCAGUGCGAGCUGUGCCUCUCGUUUGACCUCAUGACGCCGUCGCAACGUGCGUGGGAAGACGAGCAUGCGUGUGCCGCGCACGGCGUGUCGACGUGGCUGGCGUCGCCCUGCCAGUGUCGGCAUGCCAUCACCCUCACCCGCAAGAUGGCCCAUCGGGCGUGCGUCGAGCGCUGCCGCACGUCAUAUAUCUGCCGAUCGUCCCAUCAUCAUGCUUCGCCCCCCCCCGCCUCUUUCCGUCGCCCCCUGCUGCCCGCCCUGCGCGCCCCCAUGACCUUGUCCGAGUUUGUCACAGCUGUGAUGGCUCCUCGCCGAUUGGUCGCGGCGACGGCCCCGUCGGCUGUCGUGGUCGCGGCAUCGGCCCUCGUGAGUGGCUCUCCCUUCUCCGGUCUGGUUGUCUGGACUGGAGGCAUGACGAUCUUGGGCGCCAUCGUCCGAUCGGCGGAAUUCGACCGCGCCGUGCAGCAGAUUUGGAACGACCCGCCGGCAUUUCCGCUCUACAUGCGCAUCAUCAACACGCUGGCACUGUCCAGCUUUGUCCAGUUGAUGUCGUCGCUCUGGUCCGACCCAUCUGGCCUCCUCCAAGUGGCGUUCGCCGUCAAUUCGAUCGCGUUCAUCUUGUUUACCAGUGUCGCAGGCGUCGUGUUUUGCAAGGCCAACGCAUUGGUGCUCACGUACUCUGCUCCACAGCUCCCCAUGACGCUAACAAGUCGACCCCAACGCUCCUGUGUGCUCUGUCGGUUGCAUCUGUGUCGUACCCUCCCGGCACAACAUGCAGCCACGUAGCGACGCCGUUGUGGUGUUGGUCGUGUAUUACUACGUAGUACUCGUAGCUCAUGACAACAACUAUAUAUAUAAUAAUCAGACCACCUAUAUAAUAUCAGACCACCUGCCUUGAU